CAGGUGGCAAUUUUACCUUACCAGUCGUAGAUGGCAAACAGUGUGUGAGGGUGUACCAUCAUCAUCAGGUGAUAGUUCCAACGAACGAUCGUUUUGUUGCAAUUGCAACCGUUUGUUUUAUAUCGAACAAAAUAGUGUCACUUACCUUUCUGCGGGAGGGUACCAAUUAGCACUACAGCAGUGCCCUGUUUUAAAGAAUCAACGCAGUCCGACACGAUGGGAUACAGCCUAGGAACGGAGGAGCUUUCCAGCAAGUCGAGCGGACUGUGGCGUGCGCUGCUGGCCGAAUUUGUAGGCAUUUUCAUACUGAAUUUCUUCGCUUGCGCCGCCUGUACGCAUGCGAAUGGAGAUAAAACGCUGAUCUCGCUGGCAUUCGGGCUGAGCGUGUUCAUGGUGGUGAUGUCGAUCGGACACAUCAGCGGUGGUCACAUCAAUCCCGCCGUGACGGCUGGAAUGUUGGCAGCGGGCAAGGUUAGCCUGAUCCGUGCGCUGAUGUACGUGGCGGCCCAGUGUGCCGGUGCCGUUGCGGCCACCACCGCCCUCGAUGUGCUGAUUCCGAAAAGCUUCCAGAACGGGCUCGGCAACACCGGACUGAAGGAGGGCGUCACCGAUAUGCAGGGGCUCGGGUUCGAGUUCUUCCUCGGCUUCGUGCUGGUGCUGUGCGUGUUUGGUGUCUGUGACGAGAACAAACCGGACUCGCGCUUUGUGGCACCGCUAGCCAUCGGGCUAACGGUUACGCUCGGCCAUCUGGGCGUGGUGGAGUACACUGGGUCAAGCAUGAACCCGGCCCGUUCCUUCGGCACCGCAUUCGUCACGGACAGCUGGGCCCAUCACUGGAUCUACUGGGCUGGACCGAUCCUGGGCGGUGUUACAGCGGCUCUGCUCUACUGUCAACUGUUCAAGGCACCGACCGCCAGCGAUGCUUCCGAGCGCUACCGUACCAGCGCGGACGAUAAGGAGGUAAUGUUGAACCUUAUGAAACAUGCCGCACUGGAGGAAUCGGUUAUUACUACGUGAAAUCCAGUACGGAAAACCCCGAACCGAUCAUCAUCUCACAAUCACGAUCUCAUCUCAUCCGCACCGCAACUUCACAUCCGCUUUUUAAUGUGUUUUAUCCCCUUUACAGGAGAUUUAUUUGUUAUGUUUUAUUGUGUUAUCAUUGUUAUCGUUUUUUAUGAAUUAAAGCAACCAUUUACACGGUUGGUUUCGUCUGUCAUUUAUAGCUGGCUUGACUGUGCUUUCAUCACCACUCACAUCCACUUCACACCAUCGUUCUCCACGCUCAGUCGAGCAUGGCGAUGAUCACGAUCAUCAUCAUCACUCCCCCGUCGAGUUAGCUUAU
Molecule: messenger RNA, 1342 nt
Organism: Anopheles merus
Lineage: Eukaryota; Metazoa; Arthropoda; Insecta; Diptera; Culicidae
Gene: Prip
Product: aquaporin AQPcic
Exons: 5
Coding region: 217-1017 (266 amino acids)
Biological process (GO): transmembrane transport
Cellular component (GO): plasma membrane
Molecular function (GO): water channel activity
Source: RefSeq, a predicted model, not a curated record